GCCUUCCUGCCUGGCGUCGCUCGCCAUAGCCUUCGCCUCCCUCGGUCCGGGCGCGCUAUGGAGGGCCGGGUGGUGUCUCCGGGUCCCUACCGAGCCACCAAGCUAUGGAAUGAAGUUACUAAAUAUUUUCGGGCAGAAAUGCCACGAAGGAAACACAGGCAACACUUCAGAAAAUAUGGGAAUUGUUUUACUGCAACAGAAGCAAUCGACUGGCUUCAUGAAUUACUGAAGAAUAACAGUAAUUUUGGUCCAGAAGUUACUAGGCAGCAAACUAUUCAGCUGUUAAGGAAAUUUCUCAAAAAUCAUGUGAUAGAGGAUAUAAAAGGAAGAUGGGGCUCAGAGAAUCUGGAUGACAACCAUAACUUGUUCAGGUUUCCUUCAGUUUCCCCAGUGAAAAUUCUGCCGCGUCGGUAUCCGUUGAGUGAGAGCACAGAUAAUGUUUCAAAACAGACAGAAAGGAUAUUUAAGUUACCACAUUUCUCCAGGAGAACACCCAAAAAAUAUGAAUUCCGGGAAUGUAAGGAGAACACAGAAAAUGUGGAAAGUGAAAUGAUGGAAGAGGACAGGAAAAAUAUGUGCAUCAGACAAAUAACCCAAGCGGACAUAGACGAAGUUUGGAGAAACACGGUUGUGAUACAUUUGCAAACUAUUUUAGGCGUGCCAUCCGUGCCAUCACUCAACGAACUAUUGCAUCCUGCACAAAUAGUUCCUCGGUACAUAAUAUACAACAUGACUAAUACAAGUAAACAUGGCGUCGUUCUUCUGCAAGACAAAUCAGAAGACCUCCCUCACUGGGUACUGUCAGCUAUGAAGUGCUUGGCAAACUGGCCUAGAAGCAAUGGCACGAGCCAGCCAAUGUACAUGGGCUUUGAACGAGAUGUAUUCAAAACAGUUGCCGACUAUUUUCUUAGUCUUCCCGAACCUUUGCUUACAUUUCAGUACUAUGAGUUAUUUGUGAAUAUACUGGUUUUGUGUGGCUGCAUCGCAGUUCCAAAUAGAUCCAGUGGAAAAUCUAGUGCACGGAAUGACUUGACGCUUUCAAAAACUCCACCCUUAAACUCUUUCAAGUCAACCGAAUGCCUUCUGCUAAGUUUGCUCCAUCAUAAGACUGGCGAAAAGGACAAAGCUGAGGCUUCCAAAACAGUUUCUGUAAAGUGUACAGCUGAAAAGGGACAUGAUAAAAAGUUGCAGCAUGAUAGUGUGCCUUGUGAACAUGCCACCGUUCAUCGACUAGCAGGUGGAAGUUGUCAGAACCUUUCGAGACUGAAAAAUGAACAAGCUAUGCCUCUCAAACUUAAGGCGAGGUGUUACUCUUUGGAGGGAAUUGCAGAUACCGCCUCAAGCAAGUAUAGUAAAGACGGACUAAAAAUACCUUCUGAAACUGGGCUUCAUAUACCAUUCGCAAGUAAUGGAGACCAGCUGUUUCACUCUGUGCGUAAUCCAGACUGUUUCUUGGAUCUUUGUUCAGACGUCGCUGGCCCAAAACAAACAUGUGGCUUCAGGAGAGUUUCCGCAUCAAGUAUUCCAGACCAAGAGCUAUCUAGUGUUAACCACAAAUCAGAGCAACUUUGCAGAUCUCGUAGUUUACGUGGAAAUAGCAGCUCUGGCUGGUGUAGUGCCCAUGCUCCAGUUGCAGAGAUCACGGUGAAACCACAUCCUUUGGGCCAUCUGGGCCAAAAAACCCAAAGUACCACUACACUAGUUACUAAAAUAGGAAAUAAACCUGGGAAUUCUGAUAUGGCCAUCAGUAAAAGACUCUGCAAAAGUGCAACACAACUUUCAGAAAACACGCUUCCCCCCAGCUCCCUUAUGUUGACUGGCACAAAGCUGCUCCAAUCUCAUUUAGAAAGAGUUGCUAUUGAAGCACUGCAGAUCUGCUGCUUAUUGCUUCCUCCAUCAAAUCGCAGAAAACUUCAACUCUUGAUGCGCAUGAUCUCUCGAAUAAGUGAAAAUGUUGAUAUGCCACGACUUCAUGAUUCAGUGGGCACCAGGUCUUUGAUGAUACAGACAUUUUCUCGGUGUAUAUUGUGUUGUGAAGAAGAGGUCGAUCUUGAUGAGUUGCUUGCCAUAAGAUUAGUUUCCUUUCUAAUGGAUCAUCACCGAGAAAUUCUAGAAGUCCCGAUUUAUUUACAAGCGGCUGUACAAGAACACUUAGAAAUUUUAAAAACUACUCAGAUGGAGUGCCUAGGGGAAGAACUGAGCACCAUAUUUCCAACUUACUCCUACUGCGAGAGGAUAACUUCUCAGGAAUUUGAUGCACAAAAGAUUUUCACCUCUCAGGCAGCAGUUGCUGAGCUUCUGGAAAGCAUCAUUAAGGACAGAAAAUUAACUGUGAAAGACAAGAAGAAGACGCUUAAGCAGUUUCAGAAAGAGUAUCCCGAGAUCUAUCGAAGCAGAUUUCCAACCACAGAAAGUGAAGCCAUCCUGUUUGAAGACAGGCCCACAAUUAAGCAGCCAAUGCUUAGCCUGAGAAAGCCAAAGUUUCGUACCCUGAGAAGUUAAUUUUAUGUCUUUUGACGAAUCUGAUGUUUGUAAAGCCAUUUCGCUUGGAAAACAAAUAUUAGCGACCUUUAAGUGAGCGAGUAUACAAAAAUGUGAAUUUGUUGAACUGUGCUAUAAUAGGUUGGGUCCCAGGGUUCCCUUGUCAUACCCAAAGUCUGGAAAUGACGACAUCAGUGUUUACAAAAGAAACCAACCAAUGUAAAUAGGUAAUAUUUGUGUUUGAGUGGAGUUGGGUGAAAUGAAGGGUAACCAAAAAUGUACAGAUACCAAUAGCCAAAAAGAAAGAGACUGUGGAGUUAGUAGUAUUGAGAAUGUGUGCUAUAACCCAUUCCAAGAAAUGGGACAUACUUUUACCUCAGUCAGCUGGUGUUUGUGUUAAUCUUCAAGAAGUACUGCAUUUUUUAAGAAAUUGUAAGAAAAGUAGAGGGUUUGAUUUUUUAUUAUUUUUUGAGUGAAAGCAAUAGGUUUGCAAGCAACUUGAUUAGACAGCUUUUACUUUUCAAUUUGCACUUACCGUGUAUGUUGGUCGUCUAUUGUCUCGAAAGUUUGCAUGGUCCGCUGUUGACCAAGAGCGGAACAUGUGUCACAGUGUUAAACAGAAGAGAGCGAUUGUAAAGCUGAUCAUCUUUGCACAAAUCCAGCCUUUCAUAGAAAAAGGCUUCAACAGCCAUAAAGAAGCAAUUAAAAGCCUUGCUUGCAAUGGUUCGAAGUGUGUUCCAUUUGUAGUCCUGGAAUAUUUGGAAGUACGUAGUAAAUGGCUCACUGGUCCCAUUACUUGUGUUGAGGUUUCCCUCCCACGCUGUCUUUGUUCUCUUUCUUUCCAUUUAGGCCAGUAAAUUGGAUCAAAGAUAGGAGAGCAAUCCUAAGUGGGAUGAGGUGGAGAGUUAAGUAGCAGGCAAUCUCCACUCCCAAAUCCCUAGCAGCUUGCUCUGGCCAUGUUGGGAGUUGGAAGGUGUUGCUACCGCCAUCACCCUUCCAUGCUGACGGGGAUUGGUUUUGUUUUUAAAACCUUUCCUCCCGCCUGUUUCAAUGGGAGGGAAAUUAAUUACAGCAGGUUCAGGCCAGCAUCAAUAGAUAGCCCAGUAUGUUGACUGUACAAGCAAAGGGGGUUGGAUGCAGUGGAUCAAAGGUCACCCCCAGUUGAUCCCAUCACAAAUGGGGGGAAACACUGGCCGUACUGCUUCCAUGGCUCCUGGGGGCUUAGAGGGGCCUCUAAGGCAGAUGGGAUGUCCAGUCAGCAGAGCACUUCCCCAAUGGCAAAGCCACACUUCCAUCCUAUUCCCCUUCCCCCGUCGGCCUUCGGCAAGGGUUACAUUCAACUAGUUUUAAGUCAUCACUAAUAUAAUUUAAGUGGGACCUAAGUACAACUAAGGUUACUCUGGAUCCAAUCCAUUGUGUGUUGUAGUAAGACUACACUGCCCAGAUUCUUUUCACCUCUCCUUCUCUUUUUAUGUUUAUCUGUUGUGAAUGUUUUGUGUUUACAGCAUGUAUCUGUCAAUAUUUAAUUGAUUUUAUAUUUUUAAAAUAUCUGUCAGAGGAAGCUUGUUGAAUAAAAUGACAUAAUGUUGGUACUCUGUUAGUGUUUUGUUCGGAAGGGGGUUUCAGAAAGUGCAUCAAAAUUGAAUUGUAUCAGAAGGACCUGCAAGUUUAGGAACUAAACAUAGAAUUGCACUUAAGGAGUUAAAUAUCGUAGCAAAUGGAAGACUAUAUGGAGUACCUUUUUGACGCUUAACACUGAUUUUAGAUUAUUGUAGUAUGAGUAAUGUUUAAAGACUGCUGUGGUAAAUGGAAGGCCCCAAAUUGUAACAGCAUUUGAUAAUUUAUUAUGGGGCAGUUCCAAAGACCAAAGAUGCUCUGAGGUAUUGCAAUAAUUCUGAGGUAACCUGCUUAUUCUGAGUCUUUUAUGAUCUGGGUUAUAUUUCAUCACACAUUGGCUGUAGCCAUCAUACUGGGUUUUUAGAUACCUUCAUUUCCAUGCGAAAGUAUGAUAGGUUUAUCCCUUUUUUCUUAAUGCUGACUCUUAGCCCUGAGCCUGUCAAUCCUUCUAAGCCACUAUUUGCUAUCUUUUUAUGUGUGACAGAU
Molecule: messenger RNA, 4584 nt
Organism: Zootoca vivipara (common lizard)
Lineage: Eukaryota; Metazoa; Chordata; Lepidosauria; Squamata; Lacertidae
Gene: DEPDC1
Product: DEP domain containing 1
Biological process (GO): intracellular signal transduction
Cellular component (GO): transcription repressor complex; nucleus
Source: RefSeq, a predicted model, not a curated record